AUCCUGUUGCGCUUCUUCACCUCUCUCUAUCUCUCUAUCUCUCUCUCGAGCUUGCUGCGGCACCACCAUGUCGAAGAAGGACUGCGGGAACCACGGGGAGCACAAGCGGCACAAGCUGUUCCGCCAGCUGUUCGCGGCGUUUCUGCUGCUGGUCAUAGUCGCCCUCCUCGUGGUGCUCAUCGUGUGGCUCGUCCUCCGCCCCACCAAGCCUAAGUUCUACCUCCAGGACACCAGAGUCGUCCAGUUCAACCUCACCACCGGCGUCGGCCUUCUCACCUCCGUGUUCCAGAUCACCCUCUCCUCACGCAACCCCAACGGCCGCAUCGGCGUCUACUACGACCGCAACGCCGCCUACGUCCUCUACAAGGGCCAGCAGAUCACCGCCGCCACCGCCCUCCCGCCCGGCUACCUGGGCGCCAACGACGUCAUCGUCUGGUCCCCCUACCUCUUCGGCGCCGCCGUCCCCCUCGCCCCCUACCUCGCCGAAGCCCUCUACCAGGACAAGAACGCCGGCUACAUCCUCCUAUACCUCCACGUCGACGGCCGCCUCCGCUGGAAGGUCGGCACCUGGAUCUCCGACCACUACCACCUCCAGGUCAACUGCCCCGUCUUCCUCACCGUCGACAGCAGCAACCACUAUGGCGACGGCUCCGUCCCCUACUUCCACUUCCGGCAGAUGACCUCCUGCACCGUCGAUGUCUAGAUGCCCUCUCCUUUACCUCUUAUCUUGACGUCGUUACUGACGGUCGUUUGGGACACUUCGUUUUCUUUUCCUUUUUAUUUUUCCUGGUAAAGAAAAUAGCAUAAUAGCUCGUACGUAUAUGUUCACGAACCUUCUCGUUACUGUUCUUCAAUUGUAAUUAUGGGGAGUAAUGAUCGGGCAUAUGGACGAUCGAGAA
Molecule: messenger RNA, 899 nt
Organism: Musa acuminata subsp. malaccensis (wild Malaysian banana)
Lineage: Eukaryota; Viridiplantae; Streptophyta; Magnoliopsida; Zingiberales; Musaceae
Product: NDR1/HIN1-like protein 1
Biological process (GO): defense response to other organism
Cellular component (GO): plasmodesma; plasma membrane
Source: RefSeq, a predicted model, not a curated record